Messenger RNA from Protobothrops mucrosquamatus (brown spotted pit viper), 4449 nucleotides. RefSeq names its product tubulin tyrosine ligase like 5 (gene TTLL5). NCBI's taxonomy places the organism in Eukaryota, Metazoa, Chordata, Lepidosauria, Squamata, Viperidae. Gene Ontology annotation, molecular function: tubulin binding; tubulin-glutamic acid ligase activity. Gene Ontology annotation, biological process: microtubule cytoskeleton organization; protein polyglutamylation. Bases 41 to 4246 code for a protein of 1401 amino acids. The record is from RefSeq and is a predicted model, not a curated record. The transcript has 34 exons. Gene Ontology annotation, cellular component: cilium.
GGUUCAUUGUUUCUGGGCUGUGUGAAAACAUACACAGGAUAUGCCAGUUGGAAUGGCUCGGGAUUUGGAAGAAACAGAUUCAUCUUCAGAGGAAGAGGAAGAAAUGGAAGGGCCAGAGGAGCACCCAUGUAUCAUGUGGACAGGUGGAUUCAGGAGGAUUCCAAUCAUGGUAUUUCAUGCUGAAGCUAUUCUAACCAAGGACAGUUACAUCCGCUUGAUUGGGGAGCGCUAUCACUUGUCUUUUAAAAUUGUGAGAACGGACAGUCGCUUGGUGCGUAGCAUUCUGUCAGCUCAUGGAUUUCGGGAGGUGCAUCCCAGCAGCAAUGAAUAUAACCUUAUGUGGACAGGAUCACAUUUAAAACCCUACGUUCUGCGAACUCUCACAGAUAUUCAAAAAGUGAAUCACUUUCCCAGGUCAUAUGAAUUAACUCGGAAGGAUAGACUAUACAAGAACAUUAGUCGAAUGCAACAGAUUUAUGGAUUCAAGACCUUCCAUAUUUUGCCUCAGACCUUCAUCCUUCCAGCUGAAUAUCAGGAGUUUUCCACUUCCUAUUCAAAGGACAGGGGACCUUGGAUAGUAAAACCAGUGGCUUCUUCUAGGGGACGUGGUGUCUAUUUGAUCAAUAAUCCAAAUCAAAUUUCCCUUGAGGAAAACAUCCUGGUUUCCCGUUACAUCAACAACCCACUUCUAAUAGAUGACUUCAAAUUUGAUGUGCGGCUUUAUGUUUUGGUGACAUCCUAUGAUCCCCUUGUCAUCUAUCUCUAUGAGGAAGGUUUGGCUCGGUUUGCAACUGUGAGAUAUGACCAGGGAUCAAAGAAUAUUAAAAACCAAUUCAUGCAUCUUACAAAUUAUAGUGUCAACAAGAAGAGUGGUGACUAUGUCAGUUGUGAUGAUCCUGAAGUGGAGGAUUAUGGAAACAAAUGGAGUAUGAGUGCAAUGCUGAGAUACCUGAAACAAGAAGGAAAAGAUACAACUGUUUUGAUGGCCAGCGUGGAGGAUCUGAUAAUUAAGACAGUAAUUUCAGCUGAAUUGGCUAUUGCAGCAGCCUGUAAAGCCUUUGUCCCACACCGUGGUGUUUGCUUUGAGCUUUAUGGUUUUGAUGUUCUCAUUGAUUCUACUCUCAAGCCUUGGCUGCUGGAGGUGAAUCUGUCCCCUUCCCUGGCCUGUGAUGCUCCUUUGGAUCUGAAAAUUAAAGCUAGCAUGCUUUCAGAUAUGUUCACACUUGUAGGCUUUGUUUGUCAGGAUCCAGGUCAGCGGUUAAAUCGGACAUCUUAUUACUCCUCUGAGACAAGGAGAAAUCCAUACCAAAAAACUCAACGCCCUGUCUCUGCACAGUCUCGAUCAUCAAAUGCCAAAUUGCGUUCCCGGCCCCUCUCUGCCAGCGAUGCUGAGAUGAAAAACCUUAUUCCUUCUGCAAAAGAGAAAGUUGCAGGAAGGCAUGUUGGCUCCAUGCUGGGCCUCUCCAUGGAAGAGAUAAAAGUGUUGCGCCGAGUGAAGGAUGAAUAUGACAGAAGAGGGGGGUUCAUUCGUGUAUUCCCUACACCAUUAACUUGGGAUAUUUAUGGGCCUUUUCUGGAACAUAAGACAACAAUGAAUUAUAUGCUGGCGACUCGUCUUUUCCAAGAAAGGGGAAGUUCAAGGAAAGGGCCAGUUCCUAGACGAGCUCGUUUAGCUCUUGCUGCUGAACUGGGCCUGGACAUUGUGGAUUGUAACGCUCAGCUUCAUGCUGCUUUAUACGAGCGGAAACUAUUAUCACUAGAGGUUCGAAAACAAAAGCGUCGUUUUGGCAAACUGAGACCAGGAAGAUUGUCAAGAUUGUCAGGUACAUCACAAUCAGCUGAUUUUAUCCUCAAGUCAGAAACAGAAUGUGAAGAAGAGGAGGAAAUAGAAGAUGAAGAACUAGAAAUAUGCCAGGGUGAAACAGUCCGCUCUCUCAGAAAUAUGCCGGUGAAAUUUAAGCCACAGUUGACAGAGAUGGUGAAGCCCCCCCACCAAGUCAAAUUACCAAAGGAACCUGAAGAGAAGCCUGUAAAUGAAGGGCUGCCUCCUCAAGAGAAACUGGAACCGGUGCCAAAGAAUGCUGAUCCUCCAUUUAAUUUGCUGCAGAUUCUGCAAGAGAACAGGAAUCUAAGUGAUUGUUCAGAGCCAGCUCCAGACUUGAAAGUGGUAUCGAGAUGGUGUGACCAGGAGAUCCUUUACUACCAACUGAAUGCCCUGGCACCUUUGAUGGAACACUUGAGCAUCCUCUGCCUUACUGUUUUGACAGGGGAUUUACUUGGCUCUCAUGGAAGCCUGCAAAAAAGACAGGACUUGAAUGAGCAGAAGGCAGGUACCAUGCAUACUCUAGAGCAGUUCUUCCAAGACACAUUCAAAGCAUGCCCAGCUUUGAUGGGCAGUGAACUUGUGGUUCGUUUUUUGAAGCGAGCAGCCAGUAAUCUUCAACAGUCGUUGAGGAUGCUACUUCCAAGUCGGCGCCUGGCUCUCUAUGACCGUAGGCGCAUCUUAGCUCACCAGCUGGGUGAAUUCAUCAUCUGCUAUAACAGGGAAACAGAUCAAAUGUCUCAGAAAAAGGCAAUGAAGAAACAGGAGGAAGAGGAAGAAGAGGGGGUAGAUGAGGAAGGCUUUCACGAAUUUAUCACUAAAGCAAGUGAAAGUGAUCUUGAGGAGGUACUGACUUUUUACACACACAAGAAUAAAUCAGCAAGUGUCUUCCUGGGAACAAAUCCUGGAGCUACGAAGCAUAGUAAUAGCCAAUUGGAAAACAGGAACAAAGGCAAUAACUCAGAAAAGAUGGGAAAAAAUGAAAAAAAGCAGUCCCAACUUCCAGUGGAGAAGGAAAAUGUAGUAGAGCAGCCAAAAGUUGACCAACCCAAAGGAACUAGUUUACCCAGUGUUCCUUCGUCAACGGAAGAUGGAGAGAAUACACCGCAAUUCAGCGUUCUUAGCACUUCUUCCUUUACUCAUGGUACCACGCUCCCACAAAGCAUCAGUAUGCCAUUGUCCUCGCAACCUGCUGCCUGUGAGAAUGUACAGUUGCCUGAUUAUCACUCAACCCCUUCCCUUUCAUCAGGUUCUAGAGCGACAUUUCCCCCUUCUUCUCACAAUGCAGCACCUGACAACUUGUCUAAUGCAGCAAAAAAUGUGUCCCGCCCAUCCUCAAACAGUACAAGCUUACAACGUUGUCGGUCUGGCAGUUACACUGUCAGCCCCUUCUCUUCCUUUCAGACUGCCAUGCAAAUCUACAGCCAGAGACUGACCCGACCAUCCUCAGCAAAAGCAGCAGGAUCAAGAAGUCACAGCCCAAGCAGACAGCGUGGUGUAUCUGCCAGAAUGAAUAAGGAUGCAGAAGACAACAAGCGUUAUAAUCAUGAUAUUGCAGCAGAACUUCAGAGAUUGGCAGAGAAGCAGGCAGCUAGACAGUAUUCGCCACCCAGUCACAUCAGCCUUCUUACACAACAGCUGACAAAUUUAAAUAUGAUAAAUGGAGCUGUUAAUAAAAUAAAUGCAACUGCUUCCAGUUAUCGACCACCACUGAAUCCAGGAGGUUCAUUUUGGGCUUUCCAAACACAGAGCAGUACUCCUGAUACCAGGCCUGCAUCUUUUACACUGAGGACGCUACAAUCUGACAGUUUUGCCUGGGAAGGGGAUACAGAGAACAGCAUACAUAGUAAGUUGAUAGGAAGCCAACCAGUGCAUCCCAAGACCCCGCCAAGCCUCGGCAGCUAUCAGCUCCAUUUUGCCUUGCAGCAGCUCCAACAACAGAAGCUUCAGUCACGGCAACUUUUGGACCACAGCCGAGCACGGCAUCAGGCUUUGUUUGCCAGCUUCCCAACAUCCAAUAUCAGUUCUGCAUCCAGUCUCAGUUCUACAGCCUUGUCAUCUAGUUCUUGUAGUCGCAGAGGAUCAAAUUCCAUUUCUGAAGUCCAGAAUGCAUCUGGUCUGCACAAAGUGAUGUCAUCCCAGAGUGCAUCUUCACAUUUGGUCCCUAAGCCCCCAGUCAAUAUCAGGAAAGUAGCAUCUCAGAGAAUAUCCAAGAUAACCUCUACAGAAAGGCAGCUGAAUGGAUUCCAGAAUAGCCUUAACAGCGCUGCAUCUUGUGAGCCACUUGCAAACUCCACAGGUUUCUUGGAAGCUGGCCCUCAGAUUAUAUUCGCCAGAGCUAGACCUUUGUACAGCCGAACCCGAGCCAUUGACACAGUUGUAGGGCAAAGAAAGAAAAGGCCAGAGGAGGGAGGGCCAGCCUAAGGUAACAAUAGGCACCUCUGUUUUCCCCAAAUUUUCUUUUGCUAACACUGUAAUUUUUAUAGUCAUGCUAAGGAAAAAAAAGGAGAAAGAUCUAUCUACAAAAAUCUCAUGAAAUGAAGUUUUGGUGAAAGGGAGAAACUAAACAUAGUAAAUGGAUGCCAGAAGUCUCUUCAUAACAUGCUAUUUCCUAGUGUAAAGUACCC